AUGCCCAACCCAAUUACUCUCUUCUUCAUGAUCUUCUUUCUCCUAGAAUCUGUGAUUGCAAUUGUAGAAAACAGUUUCAUCUUCAUGAUACUGGGCAGGGAGUGGAUGCGAUGUCGGACCUUGCCCCCUGGUGAUAUUAUCCUGGCCAGCCUGGGCAUCUCCCGCUUCUUUCUGCAGUGGAUGUCAAUUUUUAGUAACUUCUUCACUUAUUUCUUCCCGUUUAAACUAAGUGUAUACUUUGGUACUUUUUGGACUUUUAGUAACAUGACCACUUUCUGGUUCACCACUUGCCUUGGCGUUUUCUACUGUGUGAAAAUUUCUGCUUUCACUCACCCAGUCUUCCUUUGGCUGAAGUGGAGAAUUCCCCAAAUGAUCCACUUGUUCCUGUUUUGCUCCCUAUUGACAUCCAUUCUUUUAACUACCCCACAAAUUUUAACAACCUUUUUAACUUUCCAAGUGAAAGUUCCUGGGAAUUCCUCAGAAAAGACCAUUUUGGAAGAUAAGAUGUGUGCAUACAGGAUACAUUAUUUCAUGCCUAUGCAAUUGUUUAUUUUGUUACUUCCUUUCCUCUUCUUCUUAGUCUCUAUCAUCUUCCUCAUUUCCACCCUGUGCCGACAUUUGGGGAAGAUGCAGCACCAUAGCUCUAGUCUUCAAGAUCCGAGUAUGCAGGUCCAUAUCACAGCCCUAAAGUCCCUUUUCUUCUUUCUCAUCCUCUACACAUCAUACUUUCUUCCUCUGAUCAUCAGCACCAUCAUACCCAUUUCAGUAAGCAGUUCUUGGUUUUGGGUAAGGGAAGUAGUGACCUAUGCUGGCAUCUCCAUCCAUCCUGCCUUCCUGAUCCUGAAUAGUCCCAAACUGAGAGGGGCUCUGAAGAAGAUAUUUCAUGUCCCAGAGGCUGCAUAA
This is a messenger RNA of Monodelphis domestica (gray short-tailed opossum), 903 nucleotides long. It is a transcript of the gene T2R62, whose product is annotated as bitter taste receptor Modo-T2R62. Gene Ontology annotation, biological process: detection of chemical stimulus involved in sensory perception of bitter taste; G protein-coupled receptor signaling pathway; sensory perception of taste. Gene Ontology annotation, molecular function: bitter taste receptor activity; G protein-coupled receptor activity. Gene Ontology annotation, cellular component: membrane. NCBI's taxonomy places the organism in Eukaryota, Metazoa, Chordata, Mammalia, Didelphimorphia, Didelphidae. The record is from RefSeq and is marked provisional.